AUUUGUUGACGUUUCAUUUUCUAUUUACAAAAACAAAGACAAAAGCACAGGUGUUGAGUGGGCAAAAUUAUCUGCAAACCAUUUACCAAUCAAAAUUUAAAAACAAACAUGGAUUUAACAAUAUUAAUUGGUAUUGCUACAGCUCUUUUAGUAAUUCUCAUAGGAAUGCUUAUUUUCCAGAGGAAAAAUAAUGCAGGCACACCUGACAAACCAGCUCAACGGGGAGUGCCUAUACGAGCACAGGAAGGCGUUCCUAGACGAGCACAGAUUGCUCGAAAUCAGCGUAAUCGCCUCAGACAAAACGCUGCAGCAAUUGCAGUAGCAGGGCAAGCAUUAGACAAUGCUCAAGUCGCUAAUGAUGACAACGAAGAUGGAGAAGAUGACAUCCCAUCUGGGCAAGCUAUGGAUGAAAAGAUGGGUGCAAAGAAGCGUGCUAAGAUGGAAGCAAAGGAACAGAAACGUUUACUGCGCGAGCAAGAAUUGAAGCAGCGCGAAGAACGCAAAGAGAAAGAGGCUAAACUGGAAGCCGAACGUAAACAAAAGGAGGAGCGUGAAGAGGAAGCUGAACGUAAGGCAUCAGAGGCCGAGCGUUUGGCACGGGAAGAACAUGAACGCAAAGAACAUGAGGAAUAUUUAAAGAUGAAAGAAGCUUUUAAGAUCGAGGAAGAGGGUUUCGAAGAAGCGGAAGAUUCCGAGAAAGAGAAAUUACUGGAAGGCUUCAUAAAGUAUAUAAAGGAAAAUAAAGUAGUUGUGCUAGAAGAUUUGGCAAUGGAAUUUAAGUUAAAAACACAACAAGUGAUUGAUCGUAUACAAGACUUACAAGCCAAUGAUACACUAACUGGAGUGAUAGAUGACCGAGGAAAAUUUAUCUAUGUGUCGCAAGAAGAAUUACUUGAGGUAGCAAAGUUUAUAAGACAACGUGGACGUGUUUCUAUAGUAGAGCUGGCUGAAAGUAGUAAUAAUCUUAUAAAUUUGACACCUGUUUCAAGUGCUUAAAUGGUUAAUUUCAAAAAUUUUACAUCAAAUUUAGAGUAAAAACUCCUUCACUUGACUAUUGCUUUAGUGGGUAUUGAACAAAUUUACGUAUCUCCAGUUAAAAAAUUAUUUUAAUACUUACAAUAUAUAUGUACAUGCGCGAUAAUAAAAAAUAGACUUUAAAAUGCAGAAUAAUUUAUUAAUCCGACAUUUCUGCGUCGUCAUCCAUAUCCAUUU
Molecule: messenger RNA, 1212 nt
Organism: Rhagoletis pomonella (apple maggot)
Lineage: Eukaryota; Metazoa; Arthropoda; Insecta; Diptera; Tephritidae
Gene: Ddrgk1
Product: DDRGK domain-containing protein 1
Exons: 2
Coding region: 109-996 (295 amino acids)
Source: RefSeq, a predicted model, not a curated record